GAGAAUUUUCGACCCAACAGAAGGCCGCAGCUCUCGGCAGAUGAGAUUCGUGCAGACUACAACGACAUCUCUUCCCAAUGGCUCAGCUCGGGGUGCCAUGCGACCCUCUCUAACCUGGUCAGAGACAAUGCUUCGUCCCAUGCAGGCGUCAGACGGGCAGUCUGUCUUGGCCUGGGGGCGUUUGAUCCUGAGGACGGCUCAUUGCUUGCCCAGCGGAGAUCACACAUCCAACUGGCUGCCUUCCUGACCAUAGUGCAGAUUCUCGAGGAAGAGGGCAAAGGAAAGAUCGAGUGUAUCUACCAGGAGCCUCGGUUUGCCCAGCCAGACAAGGACUUCAUCGCCAGUUUAGGAGGCAAGGUUCUCGACUCUCCCGCCUCGUAUGAUCUCAUCGACGAGACCACUAUGGUCUACGGCAUUCACCUCUAUCGCGAUGUCUGGAAUGCAGCUCUCGACAAGAGUCUGCCUGCAAUGUGUGUUGGGACCGGCUGGGACGUUUGGGAAGGUUGUUGGACAGCCCAACGCUGCUCAGAUCUCUAUCGGAUCCACGAGAUGGAAACAGGAACUGCUUUUGACAAGUACCCUUUCCCAACGGAUUUCGACACGUCCUUCUCCAAUACUUGUAUCUACUGGAAG
Messenger RNA from Cryphonectria parasitica EP155, 633 nucleotides. RefSeq lists its product as uncharacterized. Lineage: Eukaryota; Fungi; Ascomycota; Sordariomycetes; Diaporthales; Cryphonectriaceae. The record is from RefSeq and is a predicted model, not a curated record. The annotation marks the transcript as partial. The transcript is spliced from 3 exons.